AUGAAUCAAGCUUUUGUGUAUAAUAGCUCCAAUAAUGUUACGCCAUACUCUGGUAAUUCAGCUUAUGAAACAAUGCCAAGCUAUGUUUACCACCACACAUCUCAACCUUCGUUACAGCGGUCUUCUCAAAUGCGUGCAGCAACAACCAAUGAAGCUGCUAGUACCGCCAAUGCUACAGGCAACAGUACUGCCACUCCUACCACCUUAAACUAUCAUCCAAGCUAUUACCAUCAAAAUGAAAUGAUAGCCAAAGGUAGCCCUUCCUCCAUUUCAUCCAUAGGAUACAGCUCUCCUAAAACUCCUCCUACAAUCACAUUUAGUCAACAUAAUGCUAUCCAUUCGGCAACACAUAUAAUGCCACAUUGUCAGAAUCAUAUGUUAGUUAAAAAUACAUUUGACCAGAAGCCUUCGUUGAUGGUUAGUCCCUUACCUUCAUUCGAACCACAACAGCAACAACAAAGCACUGAGGAAAGGGUUAAGAAGACAAUUGCUCGUGCAAAUACAGUUCCAGCAGAAUUUUAUCAAACUCAGUUUCUUCAGUACCAAGUGGACCAUAAAUCAUCCCACCUUGGUUUCAAAAGAAAGCGCACAACAAAUGAUGAAGGAGAUUGUAAGGCAAAUAGUAAAAGGGUUGGGGAAUUAAAGGCUAAUCAUACGAAUGAUAAGGAUAUAUCUACAAUUGAGUUACGCCGUCAAGUUCAUAUCCAAUCGGAGCAAAAACGUCGUGCUCAAAUCAAAGAUGGCUUCGAAGAGCUGAAAAACCAUCUACCCGGUUGCGCAAACAAGAAGCUUAGCAAAGCUGCCCUUUUAACACGAACAGUACAACAGUUAGAGCAUAUGAGAAAGAUGCAAAGUGAGCUUUUGUUUGAAGUUGAGCGAUUGAUGGAAGAAAAUUCUAACUUAAAAAGAUAUGCUACAGCUAUACAACAGCAUUAA
Molecule: messenger RNA, 936 nt
Organism: Mycotypha africana
Lineage: Eukaryota; Fungi; Mucoromycota; Mucoromycetes; Mucorales; Mycotyphaceae
Exons: 3
Coding region: 1-936 (311 amino acids)
Biological process (GO): regulation of transcription by RNA polymerase II
Cellular component (GO): nucleus
Molecular function (GO): DNA-binding transcription factor activity, RNA polymerase II-specific; protein dimerization activity; RNA polymerase II cis-regulatory region sequence-specific DNA binding
Source: RefSeq, a predicted model, not a curated record